Molecule: messenger RNA, 1174 nt
Organism: Cuscuta campestris
Lineage: Eukaryota; Viridiplantae; Streptophyta; Magnoliopsida; Solanales; Convolvulaceae
Source: the annotation of a GenBank genome assembly
UGAAGCCAUCAUCAAAAGCAAAAACCAAAGUCUCUCACCAUAUCAUAUCCAUUAGAACGAAACUAUGGCUAAUAAUUAUAUGGCCAUUCAUGUAGUACUUGUUCUCUUCCUUCUCUCAUCCCCUUUGAGAGCUUCUAACAAUGGUGAUGAUGAACACCCAUCAAUAUCAUCAUCAAUGCUGGAAUCAUAUCAGUUGGAGUGGGACAAAAACAUUGACCCCACCAAGCUGAGCUUCAAGCUCUCAUUCACCUGGCCCAAGGGCUACUGCAAGACCAAAGGGUCCGGUUGCGAAAAGGCCGCAAGCUUACCGGACCACUUCACGAUCCAUGGCCUGUGGCCCAUCUACCGGGCCAAGUGCGACGACUCCACUGAAGCUUUUAGCCUUGACCAUGUCAAGGACCUCCAGGACAAGCUGGACCAGAACUGGCCUGACUUGAAGAACUACGGGAACCCGAGUAAGUAUACGUCGUUCUGGGAUCACGAGUGGGUUGCUCACGGCAAAAAAUGCAACCUCUAUAGCGUCCACGAUUACUUCAAGCAAUCUCUCGCUCUCUACGACGCCAGCAACGUUCUAGAACUUCUUCAAAAAGCAGGAAAUCCAACAACUGUGGAAGACGUGAAAAAAGCAUAUCCGGGAAGGAGGCCUACGGUUUUCUGCAAGAACGGGAGCGACGGGGGAUAUUACUUCUACCAGCUCGAGUUCUGCCUGGACAGCAAUGAGGCGUACGAGGAUUGUCCUGAACCAGCCAAGCCCGACAAAACUCAUUGCUCUCCUGGAAAACAAUUCAGCUAUGGCGCCUGAUGAUGUUACGCAGCUUGAGCUUAAUUAAUUAAUGGUUAUUAACAACGUUGUUAUCAUCAAUAAAUACAUAAAUAAAUCUCGAUCUAGCUAGAGCUAGCUAGCUAGGACAGUUUGGGUGGGACGGCAUCCAUCCCUGCAUGAUAUGCCUUAUCUACGUAAAUUAAUAAUCCCAAUAAAACAAGUACUGCAAUUACCCUUCGAAGUUCGAACUUUAUAUUUUUUAGUCUUUGUUUUACAGUGCGAUUUUUUUUAUUUUUUAAACAUUUAAUUAAUUAAACACAUCGGAAUAGAGACCUGGUUCUUUAUUCAUUAGAAAAAAAACACUUUGCCAGUUAUAAAAAUUUGCACUAGUACUAAACACAAGUCAUUUCU